This is a messenger RNA of Cottoperca gobio, 4649 nucleotides long. RefSeq names its product niban-like protein 1. The coding region runs from base 211 to 3117 and encodes 968 amino acids. The transcript is spliced from 15 exons. Lineage: Eukaryota; Metazoa; Chordata; Actinopteri; Perciformes; Bovichtidae. The record is from RefSeq and is a predicted model, not a curated record.
CGGAGUCGUUACCUCGCCGCAGUCCUCCUCCUCACCGCGGGAGAGAAGACACGCAGCAGCGCCACAGCCGUCCGCCUCUCUGGAGGAAAGUCUUUUUCCCAGCGGAUCUGGUCGGAUUUUUGAGUCUACUGGAAAGCAACUAUUUUCCCUUUGAGUACAACCUGUAGGAAGCUCGGAUACUUGCAGGACCUGUGAGGCUCUCCUGUAACCAUGGGGGACGUGGUUUCCGCUCACCUGGAUGAGGGCAGGAGGGAGAUGAUAACAGCUCGGACAGGAAGUGUAAUGAAGGAGUUCAGUGAUGUGUACGAGCAGCAGUACGCAGUCGCUCUCUUCAACAGCGUCCGCUAUGAGAUAGAAGGAGGAGGAGGACCGCAGUCACAGCUGCUUCACAGGAAGGACCCUCUGGCAGGCCGGUCCAUCUUCUCAGGGAGUCUGUUUCAGUAUCUGGAGGAGAAUCGGAAGUGGAGGAGUCGCUUUGUAUCUGUGCCAAACAGCUACACCAUCAGCCUCUAUGAGAGCAAAACAGCACAUGAACGGGGCCUUCACCCGAAAGUAACCAUAAACUGCGCUGGGUACAAGGCCCUGACCUCGAUGGAGGAAUACAUGGAGCUGAUUAAUAGCAGCCUGCCAGGUAUCAAGGCCAAAGUGGGAAGUAAUCCGUUUAUCAAGUGCGCGAGCCAGUUCCCCCUCAUCCUGUGGCACCCGUACGCCCGCCACCACUACUUCUGCGUGAUGACAGAGAAGGAGCAGAAGAAGUGGCACGCAGUACUGCAGGACUGUGUCAGACACAGUGACAAUGGUCUGUCAGAGGACUGCACUGUUAAGAUACCAGCCUUCACCGACUCUGUGAGACUUCACAGACAAGCCAAGGGACUCUACGGGACCUGGGAUAUGAUGUGUGGAGCGCCCCCACAGAUUCUCGCUAAUCUGGUGAUGGAGACCCUCCACCCAGAGCUGAGGAGCAUGAUUGGACUUCGUCUGAGGGGGAAGAUGCAGCAGAGGCAGAGGCAUUGGAUGUUGAUCUCUGACGCACUGUACAAGCAGGUGCUGUCUCAGACCACCAGUCAGUAUGAUGCACUAGUGGAAGCCUGCGAGGCCCAGAGAGCUCCACUGGACGCCAGGCUGCGGACCGACAUGGACCAGAUCAUCUCGUCUAAAGAACACGUCAGCAGCAAGAUGCGAGCUCUGGUGUUGCCCAAGGCGGAGCAACUCCUACGGACAAACGUGCAGCCCUACAUUAACUCUAUCCUGGAGGCCCUGAUGGAGCCCACCAGCCGAGGUUUCUCAGAGGUCAGGGACGUCUUCUUCAGGGAGAUGGUGGAAAUCAGCAAGAACUCGCUCAACGGAGGGGGCAAAGACAAACUGGGAGACCACAUGGAGAGGUUGUCCAUGCUCGCCUUCCACCCGGUGAAGAUGCAGAGCUGCUACGAGAAGGUGGAGCAGCUCAACCUGGAGGGGCUGCAGCAGAGGUUCGAUGUCGCCAGCCCCUCAGUGUUCGUCAGCAGGGCUCAGAUCAUCAUGAGGGAGCAAAUGGACAAUGCAGUGUACACAUUUGAGCAGCUGCUGCACCAGUCUAUGGAGACCCAGGGAGAAAAUGACAUGUGCAAGACCAUCCAGCGAUGCGAGGACAGAGUUCUCAAGAAAUAUGAUUAUGACAGCAGCACAGUGCGCAAGAAGUUCUUCAGAGAGGCUCUGUUGCAGAUCAUCAUCCCAUACAUGCUGCAGCAGCUCUCACCAUCCUGCUCACCUGAGCUGCCUCGCUUCAAAGAGCUAAUCUUUGAGGACUUCUCCCGUUUCCUGCUGGUGGAAAACAUGUUUGAGGAGUUGGUGCUGCAGUCUGUCUCCAAGGACAUAAUGAUGGCUGUGAAGGAGGCAGCUGUCCAGAGGAGACACAACCUCUACAGGGACAGCAUCAUUCUGACCAACAGCGACCCCAACCUGCACCUGCUCGGAGAAACCCCUGCGGUUGACUGGGCUACGGAAUUUGGGGGCGAUGAGCCUGAGGGCCCUGUCGGUGGCGGCGGUGUUAAAGGAGGGGGUUCUGGGAGCAGACGCAGGCAGGUGGUGUCCAUGAUCCAGCUUGAUGGGUUGCCUCUGUCCUUCGAGUCCUGCAUGGAGGUCCCAGGUGUGGAGCUCAUCCCUGAGGAGGACGACGAAUCAUUUGAGGGCAAAGAAGAGGACCGAGGUGAAGACUUCGGCCCGUCCGAGGAACCCAAGUCUCCUGAUAGCGUGAAUGAAAUCAGGGGCCUGAUUAAUCCGCUGGUAGAGAUGGCGGUUCCUGUGUCAGAGGAGAGCCAGAGCGACAUGACCAACGGCACAGAGCCAAUCACGGGCACCAUGACCAUGGAGGACGGGGUGCAGGAGGAUGUGACACACGUCACCACCACGGUGGAGGACGGGGUGCAGGAGGAUGUGACACACGUCACCACCACGGUGGAGGACAGGGUGCAGGAGGAUGUGACACACGUCACCACCACGGUGGAGGACGGGGUGCAGGAGGAUGUGACACACGUCACCACCACGGUGGAGGACGGGGUGCAGGAGGAUGUGACACACGUCACCACCACGGUGGAGGACGGGGUGCAGGAGGAUGUGACACACGUCACCACCACGGUGGAGGACGGGGUGCAGGAGGAUGUGACACACAUCACCACCACGGUGGAGGACGGGGUGCAGGAGGAUGUGACACACAUCACCACCACGGUGGAGGACGGGGUGCAGGAGGAUGUAACACACGUCACCACCAUGGUGGAGGACGUCCCCAUGAAGUCUCCGCGAGGCAAGAUGUCCCCGCAGACAAUUCUCCAGCAGCUAGUGGGAAGCAAGAAGCAGGAAGCCGAUAAGGAGGAAGCAGCGAUUAAGAACGCCAUCGAGGAAAUAGAGAUAGCGGUGCAGGAAGAUGACAGCGAACGCAUUGCAGAGGUCUCUGCAGCAGAAUCAGAUGAGUCGUCACCAGCGCCACCACUGGUUACAGACUCCAGCUUGCAGAACGACAGUGGCUUCCAGUCACAGACCAAUGAGGGGCUGGAGGAAGAUGAGCCUCAGCCAAUCACAAACGGUGUGAACGGAGAGGACAAAACGAUCGACCCGGUAGAAGUGGAAGUGGUUUUAGCGUAGGAAGAAAAUCCUCGAAACAGAACUCUAAAACAUGGAGAAAGGCUUGGAGAGAAAACAGCAGAGUGUGCAUCACAUGCAAUUGGAGAGAAUGAAUAAGGACUGUAUUUAAAAGUUUAAAGGAAUACUUCAUCCCCAAAAUCAUCAUUUAUACAUCAAUUACUCCCCGUGGCCUUGAGUUCGUGAAGAAUGUGUUUUUCUCGCAUGCCUCUACAGGACAGAAGAAUCGAAAAACUGAGAAAAGUCUUGAUGAAUUGAAGUAAAUGGGGGCCGUGUUUAGCAACCUUACUAUGUAAAACCUUUUAAAUACUACGUUUUGAAAAUGCAGGUGUUAGGGAAGUAGAGAGCACACGACUGGAUAUACUUGGAUUAUACUGCAGGAGUUGUGCGAGAGUUUGACAUAGUUGUGCUGUUGUUAAACUCGGACCCCAUUUACUUCAAUUCAUCAAGAAUUGUUUCCGUCUUUGGAUUCUUUGCUCAUCGUAGAAUCAUGCAAGAAAAGGUUUUCUUCAAGAAUCCCAGGUAAUACUGGACGAGUAAUUGAUAUACAAAUGGUCAUUUUGGGAGGUGAAGUAUUCCUUUAACUGAAAGCAUAUUGUUGUUAAUAUUACAGACUCCUCAACCCGCUCUCCUAUCCGCCCCUAGACUUUAUAUUCUUUGGUGAUUGGUUCCUUUCUGUGCAGCUUAGUGACUCAAUGCAAGUUUCUUCGUAUUUCGCGUAUGAUACUGCUCCUUUAUGCUUUGUGAACAGGCUGAGGGUCCGUCUCAAGGAUCAGGGAUUUUAAAAUCUACUUUCUUUAAAUGACAAAAUAUGGGUUCCUCCCUUAUUUUGUCAUUUUAAAUAAGUAGACAACAACUACAUCUAAGUUAUUUAUGUUUUCAAGUAAUGUUCCCCCCCCCCCCCCCCGAUAUACAGUAUAUUUCUGUUUUGAUCACAGCCUGUACCUGGGCAGCAGGGGGCGCUACAAUCAACCUUUAGAUGUCGUAUGGGGAUUUGGAUGUUUGACUAUUUUUAUAUAUACUGGUAUCUAUUUUUAUAAAAUGUAAUUUUCCUAUGUAGUUUGUUUACUUUAAAAGCUUUUCUUGUAUUCACAAAAGGCCUUUAUGUUUCAACACUAUGUUUUUAAUCAGGAAUGAUUUGCACUUCCACUGUCAUUUGAUAUGUAAGCUGUUAUAUAGACGACAAAAAUACAAAAAAUGUUGUUCCCCGUCACUCUGCGUGUAGGUGUAGAUACCAAGACACAGUAAAUAACGGCUCAUUAACUUGUAGGAUGAACUCGUCUCUCUUUGGGAUUGAGGGAGAUUCUUAAUGUCAACUUCUGUUUCCCAAAUCUCACUGAUAUCAUUUCUCAUCAUCAAAUGUGACUGUGACAAAUUAUUAUUUAAAACCAAUAUUUUCUAAUUUAAUUAAAAUUCAAUUAAUUUGGAGGAAGUCUUAUUUCUUUAUCUGUGUAAAAACACUAGACUUUAAUACAUUAGUGUGUUUAUUUUAAAGGCGGUACAUUUUCCUUAUACUGCUUUUAUUAUUGCUGGAA